This is a messenger RNA of Synchiropus splendidus (mandarinfish), 3717 nucleotides long. Its product is annotated as potassium voltage-gated channel subfamily V member 2. Gene Ontology annotation, molecular function: delayed rectifier potassium channel activity. The record is from RefSeq and is a predicted model, not a curated record. The transcript has 4 exons. Gene Ontology annotation, biological process: protein homooligomerization; potassium ion transmembrane transport. NCBI's taxonomy places the organism in Eukaryota, Metazoa, Chordata, Actinopteri, Syngnathiformes, Callionymidae. Bases 279 to 1883 code for a protein of 534 amino acids. Gene Ontology annotation, cellular component: voltage-gated potassium channel complex; membrane.
AAUCCUUGCAAACUGUAUUUUUAACUUGCGUUUGGACAGAAAGAACAGCAAUAGGAUUAGAGAAUCAGUGACGCGGCCGCACCUCCAACUUGUGCAGUUGAUCUUACAUGCUUUUACAGGAGGUUUUCCACAUUCCAUGAGACAUUUCAUCUGAUUUCUGAAUGGAAGACAAAUUCUAUCAGCAUGGAACCUGAAUCGAGUAACGGAAAUGCACAGAUUCUUUUUUAUUGAAGGCCUUUGACUAUUUUUUUUAAUGUAAUUUUGAAGCAGGUGGGACAAUGGAGAACAUAAAACCGAAACUGAAGGUGCUAAAAAAGCGCAGAUCGAGUCUUUUCGCCACCAUCAACCGGGAGAAGAGCUUUUCACAUAGCAUCGAGGAGCAAGAAUUCCCCUUUUCACAGGACAGCUCUGUGAAACUAUGGACGUCCAUGGACAACCUUGACAGCGCGGAUGAGAAGAAAGACAAGCGGAAAGUGGAGGCUAAACCGGCCAAACCGAGGAAGCCUAAUAUAGUCAACCUGAACAUUGGUGGUAAAGUUUUUCACAUCCCGAGACAUUUGGUUCUUAGACACCCGAAGACAAGGAUAGGAACUCUAGCCCUGUGUGAAGACCCGGCCAAGCGGCUAACAUUGUGUGACGACUACAAUGUCCAGAACAAUGAGUUCUUCUUCGAUAGGGAUCCAAUGUUUUUUCACUAUAUCUUCCACUUUUACUGCAGCAAUGUACUGUGGGUAAUGGAUAGUCUUUGUCCUGUGAACUUUGAGGAAGAAAUGACCUUUUGGGGGCUUAAGUUAAAGGACACUCCAAGGUGUUGUCGUAUUCUGUUUGAGGAAAAGGUCGAUGACAUCAGAGACCAACUCAAAGUCAACCAGGAGCUUAUCGAUGAGAUUAAGCCUCACCAGGAUGACGAGGGCUACCAGACCAUGUGUCUUGGGAGUCUAAGAAAGAUUCUGUGGGACUUGAUGGAGAACCCUUACUCUUCACUGUCAGCCAAAGCCUUUGCAGUGUUCUCCAGUCUCUUUGUGCUUAUCUCUAUUGUUGCCAUGACAAUGAAUACAGUAGACGAACUGAGGGAGUACAAACUCGGCAGCAGGACUUACAUGGAGUGGGUGGAGAUCUGGUCCAUACUCUUCUUCACCUUGGAAUACUUUCUCCGUCUGGUCACCACAUCCAACAUCAAACACUUUCUGAAGAGCGCGCUGAACUUCGUCGACAUGGUCGCCGUCAUGCCCUACUUUGUCCAGAUUCUUUUCGAGGCGUUUGUUAUCGACUCUGAAGACUUCAGUCGGCAGGAGGACUUGAAAGCCAUGGCCAGAGUCAGCAAAGUCAGCAAGGUGCUCAAGGUGGUCAAGCUGAUGCGAAUCUUUCGCAUCCUCAAGCUGGCUCGCCACUCCACUGGCAUGAGAGCCUUUGGUUUCACCAUCCGACAGUGUUCCGAGCAGGUCUGCUGUCUGUUUCUGUUCAUCGCGAUGGGCAUUUUCACCUUCUCAGCACUAAUGCACUCAGUAGAGGUGGACCAACCCGGCACGCCGUUCAGCAGUAUUCCAGACGCCUGGUGGUGGGCUGCGGUGAGCAUCUCCACGGUGGGCUACGGAGACGUGGUGCCCAUCUCCUACCUGGGUCGAUGCGUGGCCUUUGGCUGCAUCUCCUUCGGCAUCAUCCUCAACGGCAUGCCCAUCUCCAUCCUCUUCAACAAGUUUUCCGACUACUACGCCAAACUGAAGGAGCAGGAGUACACCUUCUCCAACACGGAGCGCAGCUUCCAGCUCAAGAAACGGAUGAUGCGCAAGUUCCAGAGCUGUUACGAGCCACAGCAGGACGAGUCGGAGGAUGAGAUCCACUACAGACCCAGCGGAAGGCAGGAAAGUCUGGAGCACUAUUAGAACAGGAUGAUUUAGAGACAAUGCCUGAGGUAAAACCUUGAUAACCUUAAAUGGCCUUAUCACUCGGGUCUAGAGGAUGCUAAGACCCAUCUGCCUCUAAAGUGCGUGAUAUUAGAGACAAUUCAACAGCCGCACUUGGGAUAAUCUGUAAGCUCAAGGCUUUGCACCGGUGCUGGUCACAUGUAGCGGGUCAGAUGAAACACUUGCUUCUGACAGCUUUGUUAGACAAGUGGAAGUGCUAUUACAGAGCUAUGUUGUCUUGCUAAAUCUGCAUCAUAUACCUUAUUGUUCAGUGUCCACAUGCUGAGGACCUGAGGACUGUUUUCUUUUUCCAUUGAGUUGAAGCGGAUUAAAGGACACAUUUGAUGAAACGUUUUUUUAAAAGUCUGCUUUUGCACUGAAUAUAUUGCACAUGAGGUAAUGCGGGACAAUGAUUUUCCUCCACAGUGCCAUCGAGAAGCUGAAGUCGUCUGCACCUAAAUACAGACAGGGGCAUGUAGGGGUGACUUUAGGGAAUGAAAUUCCUUGUUUUGAGGGUUGAACUAAACGUCACCAUGUAGCGCAGAGACUAGAUUGACUCUUGCUGUUGUGGAAGCUAAUUUCACAAAAAGCAAACAAGGAAAUUGUGUGUUUACUGUGUUUUGAAAAAUACCAACCAGUCCUCCCCGCCAUGGUCUUGACCGUGAAGGCGGGAGACGAAAGAGUUGAAUGAAUAAAAUCACUCGGAUUCAUCAAAUAAAAUGCAACUUCAAUUUCACCAAAAGAAGAGGCACUUUUUAUUCUAUUUUUUAACAUUCAGCCCUUGGAAUUAUGGGUAAGGUCACUGUUUAGUUUCAAUGAGGAGGGCACUUUUUCUGACUUAUGGUCUAUAUUGUGAGAUUUUACUGGCAAAAAGUAACUUUAUCUUCCGGGUUCCUGGGGAUUUGAAAAGGCGGGGAACUAUGUGAUGGACAUGAGCAUAAGAACUACUCCGCAUAACUUGUUGUUUUAGGUUGGUUUAAAAAGACAUAAAUAACACCAUCCCUGUUGCCCUUCUCGGUUCAGCUCAAAGGUGUUAGGUUUUCUUUGCUCAUCUGAGGUCAGGUAGAGGGGGCAGCAGCAGCUGAAUAAAGAGGCCCAGACUUUCCUCUCUCCAGUGAUCUCCUUCAGCUCCACUGGGGGAAUACCGAGGCAUUCCCAGGCCAACCCAGAGACCUAAUCUCUCCAGUAUGUCCCGGGUCUGACCUGAGCCACCUCAACUGCCGCUUCCUGAGCUGGGUGCUUCUCUCGACAGGAUGGCUCAGCUCCUGAUGUCUCCAUCCAGAUGCCUCGCUCAAAUUCAUGUGGCUCCAUCUUUCCACAGAGUCACUCGUCCCCCUUCACUUAUGUGGGAGUAAAGCAGGAAUGGUGUGUGUCUCACCGCGGCAAAGCUGAAGGUUAAUUUUGUUGUGGAGGAUUAGCAGGAUUUGCUGUUGCGCCUCCUUCCUGGUCAGACAAGGGCAUGAACCUAAUCAGAUACUGAGCUAUUCUGAUCACAUGCACAUAACCGGCUUCUAUUUGAGCCAUUGCUGCGUCUUUAUGGGCGGAUCACCUGGUUUCUAUUAUUACCAACCGGAGUCUCUUUCAGCUGGAACUGAACUUCCAACACGAAAUAAGACAUUCACUUUAAGCUUCUCAAGGUCACAUGUCAGAUAUCUGUAUAAUGGUGUUUGUUGUUCAACAUCCUGGUUUCAUGACCAUGAUAUUUAUUUUUAACAAUCAUGUACCUCGCAGAUUUGUUUAAAUCAUUGUUUCCAGAACAUGUUCGGAAAAUACAACUUUUGUAUGCAGAGUGUUCCAUCAAUUGGCGAGCAAU